AUGCAAAUGCCACACUUUUCAUUCCGACAAGGCGGACGCCUGUGUUUUUUCAGUAAUAGGAAGUUUGUUGGUAAUCUUUAAAUGUUCAAGAUGCUAAUGCAGUUAUAAAAUAAACGUUAAAAGUAGUUUUACAUUUUGUGAAUGUCAAGAAAUAAGCAUUAUAAAAAGCUGUAUCGUUUUUAUUACAAUUAUUUCUUCGAUGCCCGGGUGGCGAAGCUUUGAGAAAAGUGAUAAAACAAAGACAGUGGCUGUUUGGUGAUUGUCACUCGAAGAAGUGAGAUCGUUCGGAAUAUCUAUUGAUUUUAGAAGAUGAGAAAAACGCGGCAAGCCGCAGAAUUUUCAGAACUCAAGGAUCUGGUACACCAACUUCGCAUAUCUGAUUUGCAACAGUUGCUUGGGGAACAUAACAUCAGUCGAAGUGGUCGAAGAAGUGAACUUAUCGAACGAGUACUGAUACUGGUCCGACAAAAUAUUUCUGUGUUAAAAUAUAAAGUACGAGAUCUUCACAAGAAAGCUCAAGAGGAAGUCGAAGCAUUAGCAAAAGAAGUUGAUAUCCCUAGUGCAUUAAAACCUCCAGUAGUAAAUCCUCUGUUUACCUCAACACCGUUGACGAACAACCCAAUCUUAAGCACUCCAGUGCAAGUUGUUUCACGCGCAACUUCCAGUAUGUAUCAGCAACAAUACGCCAACGCUGUGCAAAAUGACAAUCGCGGAGGACAAGUACAUGCUAACGGUAUCGUACCAAUUCCUUACCCGGAGACGACACCAAAUCCAGGUUACCCUAUACAUCCGGAUGUAAAAUUGAAGAAGUUGGCAUUUUUUGAUGUACUAGCAACAUUAUUGAAGCCAGCGACACUCGUACCAAGUAACACAACACAGCGAGUUCAAGAAGGUUCCUUCUUUUUUCACUUGACUCCCCAGCAAGCAACUGAUAUAGCAACCAACAGGGAUAUUCGGAAUGCUAAUAAAAUUGAACACACAAUUCAAGUUCAACUGCGGUUUUGUUUAUUAGAAACAUCGUGUGAGCAGGAAGACUACUUUCCUCCAAAUAUUGCAGUUAAAGUGAACAACAAGUUAUGUCCGCUUCCGAACCCCAUACCAACUAAUAAACCUGGAGUGGAGCCGAAACGUCCUCCACGUCCAGUUAAUAUAACGCCAAAUGUAAAACUCUCCCCUCUUGUUGCGAACCAUAUUGCAGUAUCUUGGUGCACGGAAUAUAAUCGAGGCUAUGCUGCUGCGUGCUAUCUAGUACGCAAAUUAACUUCCACUCAGUUGUUGCAGCGCAUGAAGACCAAAGGCGUAAAACCAGCAGACUACACGAGAGGGUUGAUAAAAGAAAAACUAAAUGAAGACGCUGACUGCGAAAUUGCCACAACGAUGUUGAAAGUUUCUCUUAUUUGUCCUCUUGGUAAAAUGAGAAUGGCAACUCCGUGUAGGUCCUCCACAUGCUCACAUCUACAAUGUUUCGAUGCGUCACUUUAUUUGCAAAUGAAUGAACGCAAACCCACUUGGAACUGUCCAGUAUGUGAUAAGGCUGCCGUAUACGACAACCUUGUUAUUGAUGGCUACUUCCAGGAAGUUCUUGCUUCAAACAAAUUAUCUUGCGAUGACAAUGAAAUACAACUCCACAAAGAUGGGUCAUGGAGUACACACGUGAAAACGAAUGAUACGUGUACUCUUGAUACUCCAAGUAAACCUGUGCAAAAAGUUGAAGUCAUUUCAGAUGACGUUGAACUCAUAUCGAACGAUCCUCCGAAGUCAAGCAUCAGCCAGACCAGUGUGAUAUCGAGUAGUGAACCAUCCUCUACAACUGCAACUACUAACGAAACUGUCGAUUUAACAUUGAGUGAUUCUGAUGAUGAAGAUCUGCCCUUGAAACGUAAAACAGUGACACGCUCUGCGGCUCAAGGUAACGUGAGUGGGAGUGCCACUAUUACUACAAUCACUAGUACUUCAAGCACAGCUGCCACUUCUGUCGCUACGUUAGUUUCAAAGCCAAAAAUCAAUGAAGAAGUCGUCGAGAGUGAGAACAUUGUUAUCAAUGAAGAGCGAAUGGAUAGUGAAACCAAUUAAGACAUAAGACUAAGGAUGAAAAUACUGUUAAUAAUCAUUAUACUUUUUUACAUCCAAAUAUCGAAUCGAAUAAACAAGACAUUUUGUUUUUGUCUCAGAGCACUUUCACCCUUUUGCUCUGUUUUAGUUUAGAAAUGAUACGAAAUUGAUUAUUCUGUUUGAAAGAUAUUGUAGCAAUAGCGAUUCAGGAUUUUACUUUGUUUAUUUGGUUUACAUUUGUCUAUUUGAAUCGCUAAUACAGCAUGCAGAACAUUUUUUUUAGGAAAUCCAUUCGAAAUUUUACCUAACAUACAUGUUUAGUGAAGGAAACGUAAGGGUUAACGCUGAAAAAAUCAAAUUUACGUUGUUUAUUAAGUUCGCUCUAGUUAAGGUUAUUCUGCAACUUUGCUGUGAAGUUCGGUUUAUUAAACUCUACAUAAACAACUUUUACACCGGAAGGUAAACAUAUUGAAUAAAUUUUCAUAUGCACUUGUCAGACUGACGAAAAGAAUUAUGGUGAUAUCAUGUGAUCUUCGUGAUCUUGCUAGUAUCGUAAUAUAUGUAUUAAUGAUUUUAAUAAUCUAGUUAUGCAGCUAUGUCUUUCUUCGCACUAUUCGAUCGUAAAUUUCCAUACAUAAUUGCCCUACUUGUGAAAGGAAUCCCAAGGAACGCAAUUACAAUCAUGCAUAACACGGAAUAGCAAUCAGUUCUCAUUUCUCUUAUUUUUCCCACAUUUGUUAUUCGCAAUGUCUGAGCGGGAAAACAUAGCGUGUUUAUCCUGUAUAUACAUUUCUACGACAUGAGCUUUUAGUAGGAAGUUGUGUUUUUGCUGUGUUUGAGUGUCGAACACCGAUUGUACACAGAGGGUACUUGCGGAGUGCAUUGCUUUAACGGGUCCUUUUUCGUUUUCCUUUUUCUAGUGCAGCUCAAUAGUAUGGUUGUGAUAUAGUGGUAAAUGGUCAAUAUACAACAAUUAUUUACAAACAAAUUAAAACUUCAUUACAAGUAAUGCUACAAUAAAAUAUAGAGUACUGAAAGUGCACGAGUGUGACUUCAACUCUUGAGAAGAACUCCUGUAAUUCUUGAAAGCAGACCUUCUUGAUACUACUGAUAGCUUUGCUCAAAACUAGAUUCGCCGCUCUGAAUAACACCCUGCGUUUAUCUAUGGUUUUCGCAGAGCGAGCUCUUGGCAUCUUUCUCCUAAUCAUUAGCAGCGCGAAGGUCUGCUAUGUCCUCGCAUCAUCAGUGCGCCGGUUUUCAGUUGCCACUUUCCUCGGCAUGGUGAAAUUGCAUGUUCGUGAUAGCACUGCCACCAGCUUAUCCCCUCUUAGGCUCGCUGUAUGCUCCUCCUGUACUAGAGCCGCUCUUAAUACUUCGUGGUCGAAGUUCCUGACCUUCCACGAGAUAGUUUUGGUGGUACUUACCAGCCCUAUUCGUGCUGUUCCACUAGCGAUCUUGAAACGAGCAGCUAGGUGGUCGCUAUGAGUAUAGCCGUCAUUUACCCUCCAAUUCAGGUCACCUACAAUGCUGGAACUGCAGAAUAUUACGUAGAGGAUUGACUCGGCCUCAUUCCGAUGGAAGAUGCUACUUGAGCCGUUGUUUCUUAGCACCACGUCUAGUUUAGCCUCUAGCAAGGUUUGUCGUCUUUGGUUGGUGCGCGGGUUUUCCAAUGCUGUAGUCCAUGCGUUAAAGUCGUGUGUGUGUGUGUCGUGUGUGAGAGAGAGAAAGAAAUAUAUACUCACUUUUCUCCGAGAUGGCUGAACCGAUUUUCACAAACUUAGACUCAAGUUACUAUUAUGAUCGAAAAAUCUACAAUUUCAGAAGUUUGUCUGCAUAAAAGAUGUAAAGAUUAUCUCAUUUUACAAAAAAAGUUUCCUGUAGUACCGGAAAUAGUGAUUGAAUACUUCAAAAUGAAGCAAGCUCAUUUUUUUUCACGACGGCUGAUCCGAUUUGAUUUAAGUCUGACUUCCGGUUCUGGAAUUAAAGGGUGAUGCGUGUUUGAAAUUUCAAGCCGUCGUAUAGUGGGACGAUAAAAAGAGAGAAAAGUUCACCUUCGUUAAACUCAAAAACUGUUACAAUUUGUAGGUCAUGUAAGUUGCUGACCACAUGAUACUUCAGUUAAAUCGGUCUUCGGAAUCCAGUUCCUGAAGUACAGGAAAUAGCGGUUAAAACUCCAAAAUGAAACUCACUUUUCCGCAACGGCGCUCAAUCGAUUUUCUCAAACUUAGACCUACAGUCUUACGUAAGGGACUGUGUUUUUUUUUUUGUAAAUAGUUAAUUAGUUUUAUAUUGAAUACUUCGAAUUAACAAACAAUGAUGAUCACUUUUAAUCUAAUUACGGCAUUGAUAUAUUUUUGUUAAUUUCUUAUUUCUAGUAGGGUAACUGCUCACUUAAUCAUCUCAGUAAUCCCAAAAAAAACCUGAAACCGCGGGCGCAAAAAAUAUACUUACACAGAUCGAGCAAAAAUUUUGCAGUUUCUAUGGCGGAUAGAACUUUUCGUUUUUUUUCAUAAAAUUAUGACCCACCCUAAUAUACACACUGUUUGCGAUGCUCGAUUUCCUACACGGGGUAAAGAAAACCAACACCGAAGCUCGGUUUUGAAAACAUAACCGAGUUUACAUGAGCACGAUAAUUCAACAGUAUUUAAGAAACCCGAAUCACGAUGCAGAUACGAAUGUCUGUCUCUCGAAAUGAUAUUGGUUGAACACGGUGGUAAAGUUGAGACAAAUCAUAGCAAUUUACCCCGGUGAUGUAGUGAUACCAAUGAAAACUGCUAAUAAUAUUUACGUACAUGCUAUGACAAAAAUUUAUUUAAAGCAUGCUUAUUUAUGCAGCUUAUUUAAAAAUAUACUGUUUAGCUUGAAUUGCAUAUACAAGGAAUAUAGCAAGUAAGCCAACCAACUGGAAUUAAAACAGAAUCUAUAUCUAUUCAGAAAUGGAUAUUUUUUUCAAAGAAUUUGUUACUAGUGAGUUAUCCUUAAAUACUUAAUUUAUAUUCCUUAAUUCCUUAAAACUAAUCAGUAAAUUCUUCUAACAUGCAGUUUUUUAUCGAACUUGGAUGUAAAUAAAUAGCUUUUUUAAUUCGGUUGGAUUUUAUCCGGACCAGACAUCUAGUUUUGAAAAUACACAGUGACACAAAAAGUACGACAUUUCCAUAACAGUUUUGAAAGCUAUUUGUACCUGUAGGGCUAUUUGAUGGUCGUAAAUGGUCAUGUCCUAGUUCCGGUUCUGGAUACAAUUAGUAAAAAUCUCCGAUAUGAAAUUUGAAUCGAUUUCUCAUGAAAUGUUGAUAUCUAAAUGAGAAAAGCAUCAUUACACUACUAGGUGGGUUGAAACAGGGUUUGAGAGUGCGAGUCAAUUUACACUUCUUACAAGGUUGGAAGUUGGACACAGUCGGAGACAUAAAAGACUAUAAUAGAAAGCAGCACAAAGACCGAAACGGAUACAACACAAAAUUAUCCGAAGUUUCAUUAACGAAGACAUUGAAAACACAGAAGGAGUAGGAUGAUAAAAUACCGAUACGAUACAGACGCACGACCCAAUGAUUGACUGGUUACCGGGUAAAGCACAUUUACUGCCCAAGUGAAAAAUUCUCUGGCAAACUUUCAAUAAAAGAUACUUGUAUCUUUCGUUGCAAAUGGGUUACCGUGAAGGAAUAUGUCGCUUGGGUUACAUGCUGGAGGAGUUCCUCCUUCGUUAGCAGUGUUCAUUUGGGAACCAAAGACUAGUUCGUCCGAUAUGGAAAGUGUGGAGCCUUGUAACUCCUACCCUCGGCCGAAGCAGCCCACAAAGUUAUUUGAGGUUGAUUUUUGGGUUCUUAAAAGAACCGAAUUGUUGAUUUUUUUAACGCUGAACAUGUUCAAAUGAAUUCUUCAUGAAUGCAAAGCUUCUGUUACUAAAUAUUGAAGAAAAUAAUUUUCACAAUAAUUCGGCUUGAAAUCGGGCAAUACGCAAGUUACACACAGGGUAAAUCUGAUCAAUACCAUCACCCCUAUUCUGUAUUUCAAUUGAAUUGGAAUAUACAGAAUAGGGGUGUAUUGCUGGUUUCGUGCAAUAUUCUGUUUGAGGAUAUUCGCUAGUGCGACAGCCUUUUUAAUGCUAUUUCAGGUAAUUUGUUUUGAGAAACCAUUGAAACUAAAUCAUUAGUAUAUUUUUUUUUAAAACAAUCUUUGGAAAUUUUUUGAAGUCAAUUCGUGAAUUAUUUCCGGAGGAUUACACCGAUCAACAGAAACAUAAGUAAAAAAAGGUGAUUAUUUGAAAUAAAAAAAAAUCAAAAACUUUAGAGAAAAAAGUUCAAUCUAGUAAGUACUAAAAAAUUAACGAAACAAUUUUGAUUCUUUUAGUUAAACUUGUAUAUGCGCUAAAGUUGUAUAUGCGCUAAAGAUUAGGUGUAUAAUUGAGUAGAAACAAUCAAAUGGAUGUCAUGGCAGCAGUUUUAAAAAAUCCUACGCGUGUAACUUCAAAUCGUGUAAAAUGUUUUUCCCACCCGUAUACAUGUUUUAGACGUGAUUUUAUGAAAAAUAAAUUAAGAAUCUGACGUACUAGAUAACCCCGUAAAGUGCCCAGUUAAUUUUACUCUUUUACAAAUGAAGGCAGAGCGAACAUGUGCAAAAACGUAACUGAAGUAAAUAAGUUUCAAUCUCGAUCUAUUGUUUCACUAGUGAUUCUAUUAUUUCAAAGAUAAUAUCGCAGUUAGUUCUUUGGGAUAAAUUUACUGGUGCUGAGAAGAACCUAUUGAGGUUGUAGUGGAAAAUGAAUGUGAAGGAUCACUAGAAUAUUGAUAAAAAAUGUCUAUUUCAAAAGAAGAAUUUUAUCGUGUUAGUUAUGGAAUUCAAUUGCGAACCGAUCAACAAAAUCGUAAGUUGCGUAUUUCAGAAAGACAUAAUUACAUAAUUAGAAAAUUAAGAUAGAUUUAUUGCUCAUCACUUAAAACGGAAUUUUUCGUGAAACUAUUCGUCGGGUUGUAUACAUAAUCUAGUCCUUCGAUUCGAUUGACAUUAAUUGUAAAUAAUAGAAUUUAACCUAAUUAUAGUUAUGUAAAGAAUUACCUAGUAGCCAAAUGUUAAAUCCCUAAUAUCAAAGAUAUUGCUUGUUCGUUUUUUUCCUAUCAGUAUAAGAUAAAGUUAUGUAUCUGUCUUUUGUUAGUGGUAAAAACUUGUUCGAGCCUGUACUGAAGAAAUAUCAUGACGAAAGAAAAAUUAUACAGAUAUGUAGAAAUCAUUUCAAAUUUAAGAAAUUGUACGUAAACCAGUUUAAAAAUUUGUGUUGGUAUGGAAAUAAUAUUCAAAUUAGAAUCUA
Messenger RNA from Malaya genurostris, 7351 nucleotides. It is a transcript of the gene Su(var)2-10, whose product is annotated as E3 SUMO-protein ligase PIAS2. The record is from RefSeq and is a predicted model, not a curated record. Gene Ontology annotation, molecular function: zinc ion binding; transcription coregulator activity; SUMO ligase activity. The transcript has 10 exons. Gene Ontology annotation, biological process: protein sumoylation; regulation of transcription by RNA polymerase II. Bases 310 to 2073 code for a protein of 587 amino acids. Lineage: Eukaryota; Metazoa; Arthropoda; Insecta; Diptera; Culicidae.